GAUAAAAACGAUACAAAUAUAAACAAAUGCAUAAAAGCAAUGUGACAUAAAACCGCCCUGCCGUGCUACGUCGCCUCUGCUGCUGCUCUGUUUCUUACGUCAUCCAAUUUUCCCGCCAAACCACCGGUGGGCAGUGUGCGGGGAGAUGCCGGAGAGAGUGAUUGUGGCUGUGAAAGCAGAGAAAGUGAUCUCGAAGGCGGGUUUGACUUGGGCACUCACCCACGCGACCCGGGCCGGGGACUGUGUAACGCUCCUCGCGAUCCUUUUCGGAGCAAAAAAUGGUGGGAGGAGAUUCUGGGUGUUCCCGCGGUUGAAAGGGGACUGCCGGAGCGGUGACCCUACGCGGUUACCCGAUCGAGUUUGUCAGAUCUCGGAGUCAUGUUCGCAAAUGGUUCUUCAAGUUCAGGAUCAUCAGGUUAGAGUGCAGAUUAAAGUUGUAUCGGUAGUCUCUGCUGGAGUCAUUGCGGCUGAAGCAAAACGCAGCUCAGCCAACUGGGUCGUAUUGGACAAGAAAUUGAAACAAGAGUUGAAGCAUUGCAUGGAUCAACUGCAUUGCAACAUUGUUGUCAUGAAGGGUUCCCAUCCAAAAGUACUUCGCCUAAAUCUAGCCAGCACAAAUGAUCUACAGACACCCUUUUAUUCUGCCCCUUCUUCGCCUGUUAAAGAUUGUGGAAUAUUGCAAACCAACAAUAUGAAACACACCACCCCAGUUAGCAGCCCUGAGGAUCCAAGUACUUCAAACACAAGAACUUCUGGAGGAAAUUCACUUUCAAGCCCGGAGACUGGAGCUUCCAUUUAUGUUGUGUACGAAAAGAAUCCCCUCUAUGAAGGACUGAAUAAAGGUAGAAAUACACUUGCUUCGCAAAAUGCAUUUCAGCAUAUUGUGGGAAGAGCAAUAGAUGUUUCAGCAUCCACACAAUCAGCAACUUUCAGGAAUCAAAAGGUAUUCUGGAUUGCUCAGAAUCACAGUUUUGAUGAAAAAGGACCAGCUGCUGUUAAAGGUUUACGUUCCACAACCAAAAUAGCAUUUACUUCUGCCAGAAUGAAUUCAGAUCAUUUUAUACCAGAUAUGGGCAUAAGAGGACUUGAGUUCAAUGAAGAUGAUAGUGGAGAUUACACGUUCAACUCUAGUAUACGUGAAGCUGUCUCUUUAAUUAAAACGUCAUUGAAUCCCCCUCCUCUAUGCUCCUUCUGUCAGUCCACGGCUCCAUCAUUUGACAAACCUCCAAAGCAGUUUCAGUACAAAGACCUAGAAGAAGCUACUGCUGGUUUCUCAGAUGCAAAUUUUGUUGCUGAAGGUCUGUUUGGUUGGGUUCACAAAGGAGUUCUGAGGAAUGGGUUGAUUGUUGCGGUGAAGCAACUAAAGUUUGUUGGGCCACAAACAGAUGCCGAUUUCUGCAGAGAAGUGCAUGUACUGAGCUGUGCCCAGCACAGAAACGUCGUGUUACUAAUUGGUUUUUGCAUUGAGGGAACCAAGAGAUUGUUGGUCUAUGAAUACAUAUGUUAUGGUUCCUUGGACUUUCAUUUGCACGGAGAUGAGAUGCCCACAUUGGAUUGGCAUGCCCGUUUGAAGAUAGCUAUUGGGACAGCGAGAGGAUUGCGAUAUCUUCAUGAAGACUGCAGAGUCGGAUCUAUAAGUCACCGAAAUUUGAGGCCAAAUAACAUUCUCCUAACUCAUGAUUUUGAACCUCUGGUUGCUGAUUUUGGUCUUGCAAGACUGCACAGCGAGUGGAAAUUCUGUGAAAGGGAUCAAGUCAUUGGAACAUCAGGGUAUCUUGCACCUGAAUAUUUCAAUGGUGGCAAACUGACAGAGAAGGUCGACACAUACGCAUUUGGCUUGGUACUGUUGGAGCUAAUCACCGGGCAAAGAGCUCAGGAUUUACAAUACUGCAUGGAACACCAAUUUUUGCGAGAUAAUAUCCACAGGCUCGCUGCAACUGAGCCAAUACCUAUUGUUGAUGUAUUUUUUCAACAAAAAUAAAGUAAAAUUCAAAGAUAUAGAAAAUAUCCUUAAACUUGAUUAUUUAGUGCCUGAGAUUAGGAAUCUCUAAACACUGUAUGGUACAGAAAAUAAACUGGAAAAUAAAAGACUGAAAUUUAAAGUGGUGAUC
Andrographis paniculata is the source of this 2111-nucleotide messenger RNA. Its product is annotated as inactive protein kinase SELMODRAFT_444075-like. Gene Ontology annotation, molecular function: ATP binding; protein kinase activity. The record is from RefSeq and is a predicted model, not a curated record. The transcript is spliced from 7 exons. Lineage: Eukaryota; Viridiplantae; Streptophyta; Magnoliopsida; Lamiales; Acanthaceae. The coding region runs from base 146 to 1981 and encodes 611 amino acids. Gene Ontology annotation, biological process: protein phosphorylation.